CCGCCUUAGUUUCAUAUAAAUGCGUCAAGCAAAUCACGGUCAUCUUGAUUCGACUGACCAUCAUCGCAAUCAUCUAGAGCAGACAGUAAAUUUCAAGACAUUGGCUUACAGGUCGCAAUACCUCGACAGCACCAUGGCAAGAUUCGUCCUGUCCCUUCUGAUUGCUGGACUGGUAGCUUCGGCAGACGGUCAAUGGGGCGGCACCCAACAAGACCAACAAGGGGGAGGCACCCAACAAGACCAACAAGGGGGCGGCACCCAACAAGCCAAUCCCAUCCAAGACGUAAUCGACACAGUUAACAGGGGCUGGGAGAUUUCCCCCGGCGUUACAGUCCGGCCGACCUUUGACCCCGGCUCUGUAUCGGUUGGCAUCGAGGUCAGAAUCGAAUUCAAGAGGUCUGUGAGUCAGCCGACAAAAGAGGGCGCUUUCUCCCUGCUCGAUAUCGAUGGUAACGGCGCCCUGUCUGUCGAGGAGUGGCACGCCCACGAAGGGGGCGUGGUCAACUUCACUGCAUUUCUGAAGAGCGUGGAUACGGACGGAAAUGAGGAGAUUUCUUGGGCCGAGUUUCAGACAGUUAACCGCGUCUACACCAAGAACUAAUGUACCCAAGCACCCAAGUUGAAGUCUUGUGACGACGAUAUGGCUUUAACUUACAUAAUUACAGCUCGAACUUAACUCUGUACACAGAAUUAGACAAUUUAUAUUGAAAACUACGACAAUAAUCGUAUCUCUUUAUAUUUUUCUCUUUCCGCUUGAAGUAAAGUUCCUCUGUUUUGGGUUGAAAAAAGGCUUUAUUAAGAACCUGUUCCUUGACCUAGGUCCAAUUAUUACAGCAGGAUAGCUGGAAAAGUGUUUCAAGCAUUUAUGGUGUGUUAAGCAGGCUUUACACGGGACUUCGUAGCCACAGGGAUAGCCGGGACCCUGUGUCCCCCCCCCCCCCCUCUUCCCCUAUACCACCCUCUCCCCCAAGAAGAGGAGUUUAGACGACUAUAGUUUUAUAUCAAUGAUAUAGUCAUUCCAUUUCCCUAUGUGGAUGUGAAAUGUGAUUUAAAGACGUACGACAAGGGAAAAGAACGCCUCUAGCGUCAAAUAAGGUCCAGCCCCCCCCCCUACUUUCUCUCUCGAUCCGCCCUUGGGCCCCUCCCAUAAAUGCUGAUGCCACCGGGGCACCACUAAUGGGAGAUUUAGGAGACUCUCGCUGCCAAUAAUAUUGUUUGCAUCAUUUUGAACAUGCGCACAUUAGCUUCCACAUGACGUAAACAAUUGAAUAGAACCGGUGGGUUUGCCACACUCAA
Molecule: messenger RNA, 1296 nt
Organism: Patiria miniata (bat star)
Lineage: Eukaryota; Metazoa; Echinodermata; Asteroidea; Valvatida; Asterinidae
Exons: 4
Coding region: 20-601 (193 amino acids)
Molecular function (GO): calcium ion binding
Source: RefSeq, a predicted model, not a curated record